GAACAGAGCGUACUAUUUCUCAGCUGCUAAGCAGAGAGUCUUGAGUCCAAAGACAGUCAGAGCAAGAGAGAUCAUUUGGUAACUGAGCAGGAGGAGCACAUGAGCAAGCCAGAGGCAGGCAGGGAAAGGGACUGACACACACACACACACACACACACACACACACACACACACACACACACACACACACACACACACACAUAGCGUGAGGUUGACUUUAGUCGUGCGUUCAGGGAAGUCCACACAGCAGCUCAGAGGGGAAGUGAAAGGAGCGCUGUUUUUUCACCCCUCAUACUCUUCCUUUGUAUUCUCCAAACAGGGCUCAGCUCUGAUCCUUUAGCUCCUCUAUUUUCUCUUUUUGUCACCUAUUUUUUUUUUCCUGAAGCCAGAGCAGGAGCACCACUGCCUCCCUGUAACCCUUCUUGCCGGUGGUGGAUGCUGAUGCUGUGAUACUGGCAGAGGAGCAGACAGGCCCCCAGUGGAUGCAGUAAAGUGCUCUUGGAGGAAAAUUGCAAGCAAAGGUUUGCCAGCCAUGGGGAACCUCAUUAAGGUCCUUGGCAAGGAUUUAGAGAACUGUCCACAUUUUUUUCUGGACUUUGAAAAUGCCCAGCCCACAGAGGCGGAGACGGCCGUUUGGAAUCAAGUCAGCGCCGUUCUGGAGGAGGCUCAUGGUAUCCUAGCAGAGUUGCAGUCCUACAGUGGAGCAGGGCAAGAGAUAAGAGAGGCUAUUCAGAACCCCAAUGACCUCCAGCUUCAGGAAAAAGCCUGGAACGCUGUGUGCCCCCUGGUGGCCAAGCUGAAGCGAUUCUAUGAAUUUUCGCUCAGGUUAGAAAAUGCCCUGCGCAGCCUGUUGGAAGCACUGACGAGCCCACCGUAUGCUCCCAUGCAGCACCUGGAGAGGGAACAGGCUCUGGCUAAACAGUUUGCAGAGAUCUUGCACUUCACUCUCAGCUUUGACGAACUAAAGAUGACAAAUCCAGCCAUUCAGAAUGACUUUAGUUACUACAGGAGGACCAUAAGCAGGAAUCGACUGAACAAUCAGCAGUUAGAGGCAGAGAAUGAGGUCAAUAACGAAAUGGCCAAUCGGAUGUCUUUGUUUUACGCGGAAGCGACACCCAUGCUGAAAACCUUGAGCAAUGCCACAACUAAGUUUGUGUCAGAGAACAAGACUUUACCUAUUGAAGACACCACAGAUUGCCUGAGCACUAUGGCCUGCGUGUGCCGGGUCAUGCUGGAGACUCCGGAAUACCGGUGUCGUUUCACCAACACAGACACUAUGCUGUUCUGCAUGCGUGUUAUGGUGGGCGUCAUUAUUCUCUACGAUCACGUUCACCCCGUGGGUGCCUUCGCUAAAACCUCCAAGAUUGAUAUGAAGGGCUGCAUCAAGGUGUUGAAAGAGCAGCCUUCAAACAGCGUGGAGGGACUGCUGAAUGCACUGAGGUAUACAACAAGACAUCUAAAUGAUGACAGCACCUCCAAACAAAUCCGUGCUCUGCUUCAAUGAGGGGAGAUGCCAAGAGAGCGAUGAAAUCGAGCGAGUAUGAGAAAAUGAAACAGAUGAAGAAGGAAGUUGUUGUUAAAGAACAAAGUAUGAAGGCUGGAAGUUUUUGGGUGACACACCCUUAGGAACCUGUCUGUUUACAUGAAUGAAAUGCAAAAUGUCAAUUUCAAAACCCUAAAUAGGGAAAAAUGGAAAAAGUAUAUAUAAUAUAUUGUCAGUUGUUCAUCAUGUCUUUGAUUUUGUAAAAAUCAUGAAAAGAGAUUAUAGAAAUAUAUAUAUAUAUGUAGGUAUAUAUAAAAAAAAAAAAAAAAAGCUGAAACAGAACCAUGGCUUACCAGAUGAGAACGUUUAAGAAGAAAAUGCAUAUAUUAAAGCCCUAUGAUCAGAAACAAAAAACAACAAGUAAGCUCCAUAUAACUAUGAUUCUGCAGAUUAUUUUUGCACAUAGAUAAUCCCCUUAAUAAUUAUAAAGAUUUUGAAAAUGGCUUCACAUUGUAUAGUGUAUAGUGUGUAUAGUGCCGCUCAGUCUCCGUGCAUUUAACUUCCAUUUGAUUUUUAAAACCCUCGCCUCUUCAUCUACACCCUGCUUCUUCCACUGCAUUCUGCAGGAGUAUUUUAAUACUGCACUCCCUUUCCAAGUUUCAGUUACAAAGUCAAUUCGUGAAUCAUGCCAUGCUAUUUCUUCAGAACUCAGUACCUAUAAAACAAGAGACUUGCAUUGCUGUAUAUACUCGAAAAGCACAGGUUAAGGAUUUUUGUUUGACUUAUUCACUAGUGCUGUACAGCAAUACUGAAAUAACAUAAUAACUGCAAAAGCAGUACAGAAUAAGCUGUUUUGUGCCAGUAUAGAACAAAUAGUGAACAGUUCAUGGACAAAACAAAAGGCCUUAGUGAGACGGACAUGUAAGGCACUGAUUUGGGAAUUGUUCUGCUUUGAUAAAGUACAUGAGAAGGAAUUCUAAGAAAGCCAUGAAACUCGAUUUCAGAAGCCACUCACAUUUCACUCAGUACUGUAGCUACUUUCUCUGCAACCAUCUCAUUUGAGGACCUGUAGUUUGUCAGAGGAGUGCAUUACAUAUCGAGUGAACUACAGGUCCCAAAUAAUCAGCCGCUUAACACCAACCUCCUAGCAGUACAAGAUUAAAACACACCCUUAUGGUGUGUUAAACUUACUGAACAGAAAUACUGGCAAAUCCGACCAUGACACUGCCUAUUAGUGAACUCAAGUUGAAGUUCUGGGCACAUGUAUUCUUAUAGAAAACUGGAAAUCAAUCAUUGUUACUUACACUCACUUACGCACACAAACACACAAACACACACGUACACACACACACACACACACACACACACACACACACAGAGGGCCUACAGCUGAAAAAAUGCAGAAUGUUUUGGUGUAAAUAAUUGAAUAAGCGGAGGAUUUUCCACCAGCCAUCUAAAAGGCCAUGGAACUGAUGCGCUUAAAGUCAACUAGAGAAUGUUUCUUUUAGUAAGAUGCAAUUAAAAAAAACAAAAACAAAAAAAACAAUCAUGUCAUAAAUGAGUGAGUAUUUAAAAAAAAGAAAUUGUUUAAUGAAAUUAAGAUGCAACAAACGCAGUGUUGUAUUUCGAUGUCUAUAGCCCUUAGUUUAACUUAAUUUGAUCUGACAGUAUAUUUUUUAUACAGGGGUAUGUUCACAAACAUAUUCUGUAUAAAUAAAUAGGUGGCAUGCUGUACAACUUCAGAUGAAAUUGUGUAAAUACGGUGUUUUUAUUCAUUUUCAAAUGUUCAGUGACUGAUUUGGGUGUGUGUUGUGUCUAAGAAACCUUGCAUUUGGCUUGGACUAUUGGACUUGCUGUAGUCAUAGGUUCCAGCUCUUCAACUUCAUACUGGCGGAGAACGUAAUGGGCAUAUUGGAUCAGGGAGGGAGGGGGCUGUCCAUUUGCUUGUUAUUUUGUACAUUUUGUGCAACAAUAAACUUGUCAUUUAUUAAGUUCA
Molecule: messenger RNA, 3479 nt
Organism: Ictalurus punctatus (channel catfish)
Lineage: Eukaryota; Metazoa; Chordata; Actinopteri; Siluriformes; Ictaluridae
Gene: fam49al
Product: family with sequence similarity 49 member A, like
Exons: 12
Coding region: 533-1504 (323 amino acids)
Biological process (GO): regulation of actin filament polymerization
Molecular function (GO): small GTPase binding
Source: RefSeq, a predicted model, not a curated record